UGUGUUAGUACCUGGGCUCUCGCUGUGUCUCAGCCUCAGCGAUCAUGUCCAUGUUUAGCUUCGGCUUUACCCAGGAGCAGGUGGCUUGUGUGUGUGAGGUGCUCCAACAAGGAGGGAACAUGGACAGGCUGGGGAGGUUCUUGUGGUCACUGCCCGCCUGCGACCACCUCCACAAGAACGAGAGCGUGCUGAAAGCCAAGGCGGCGGUGGCUUUCCAUCGGGCCAACUUCCGAGACCUGUACAAGAUCCUGGAGUCCCACCACUUCUCCCCCCACAACCACCCACGGCUGCAGCAGCUGUGGCUCAAAGCUCACUACGUGGAAGCCGAGAGGCUGAGGGGCCGGGCGCUGGGGGCCGUGGGCAAGUAUCGGGUCCGCAGGAAGUUCCCGCUGCCCAGGACCAUCUGGGAUGGCGAGGAGACCAGUUACUGCUUCAAGGAGCGAUCCCGCAGCACCCUGAGGGAGUGGUACCUCCACAACCCCUACCCGUCCCCCCGAGAGAAACGAGAGCUCGCCGAGACCACCGGCCUGACCACCACCCAGGUCAGCAACUGGUUCAAGAACCGCAGACAGAGAGACCGGGCGGCCGAGAGCAAAGAGAGGGAGAACGGUGAGAACUCGAACCCUGGCUGUAAACAGCGGGCUGGCUGCUCGGGGCUGAGCUCCGAGCUCCAGCCCUCCCUACACAGCUCGGAGGACGAGGAGGAGAUGUCUCCCUCGCACAGCCCUGACCCCCAUGGCCUCCUGUACCCCGUAAGCCGGCACAGAGGGUCCGUCACCUCCCUCCUCCCUGCCUCGCUCAGCGGCAGCCUCCAGCCCUCGGAACUGAUGCAGGACUCCGUGCUCGGGCCCCUCACAGACAGCCUGACACACUUGGACUCCUGA
Messenger RNA from Callorhinchus milii (elephant shark), 884 nucleotides. RefSeq names its product homeobox protein six1b-like. The record is from RefSeq and is a predicted model, not a curated record. Gene Ontology annotation, molecular function: RNA polymerase II cis-regulatory region sequence-specific DNA binding; DNA-binding transcription factor activity, RNA polymerase II-specific. Gene Ontology annotation, cellular component: nucleus; transcription regulator complex. Gene Ontology annotation, biological process: regulation of transcription by RNA polymerase II. Lineage: Eukaryota; Metazoa; Chordata; Chondrichthyes; Chimaeriformes; Callorhinchidae. The transcript has 3 exons. The coding region runs from base 45 to 884 and encodes 279 amino acids.